Molecule: messenger RNA, 204 nt
Organism: Amoebophrya sp. A25
Lineage: Eukaryota; Dinophyceae; Syndiniales; Amoebophryaceae
Source: the annotation of a GenBank genome assembly
AUGCUCGUCGUGCAGAUAUUUUAUUUCUACUUUCUUAUUCUUACAACUUCUUGUUCUGUGAAAAGGCUUACAACAAUAAGUACUUCUAUCCUCUUUGUCAUGUAUCACGUCGUAGAUCAGCUCGUGGCGGCACAAUCUAGACGUCGUGGACGGGUUUUAUGUGAGCUGAAUUGCCGAACCCGAACCGCGAACGUGAAUGAAUGA